CUGGAGAAACUGAAAGCACCUCUCUCAGUCAGCUGUAUCAAACUACUACAAUAACCUUGGUGUCAGGACGGCUUUCUUGUACGGAGUACCACCGAGAGCAGAGCCUGGCCCGUGUGGGAUUUAAUCCAAGCCAAAGAAGAAGGGACGGAAGUGAACAGCACUUUUUUUGUAGUAGUAGUAAGUCUCUCGAAACAGUUGUGAGUCUGUGCGCACUUACUUCCUGUUGACACCGAGGCUGCCUCGACCCGACAACAACAUACGAUGCGAGCGGGGAUAUAAAAGUGAAAUAACUGCCGUGGGACCGGAGGUAAACGGCCGAGCGGACCGCCGGUGCUCGCGUGUGUCUUCUACAUGAGUGUGUGGGGAACAUGUCACUGACUUCGGGCGGCUGGACUCACACCCCGGGCUGCACCCCCGAGCAGCUCGCCGCCCUGCCCAGCCACUAUGGGGCCUCGCAGGCGCAGCUCGGCUGCCACACCGUCCUCAUGUCGGUUCGGGUGUCGGUGUGCCAUUCCGGUAUUCGGCCGCUGUGUCUUCCGGGAGCGGGCGAUGAGUCACUCCGCCUGCAGCUCAGCAUGGACCCGGGGAAAUCCGGGGAAUUCCGGCUGUCGCUCCACGACGGCGGCGGGACGGGCCGGAGUGUGAACAUCGCGGAGUUCGAUCUGAGGACCGUGAACUAUGAGGUGAAGUCUCCAAAGUGCCACGAGCUGAGUCUGGUGGCGCCUCCGCAUGACCGCAUCAGCUUCAACUUUCGCUGCGAGCAGGAGGCCCAGGAGUGGGCAACCGUGGUCAUGUCGUCAUUAAGCGAAGCACACAGAGCUGCCCCUCCAGACGCUGACAGACAGCAGGCGCCCGAUGGACUCCAUCUCCAGAACACCAUGGCUCUGCAGCGAACAGAGGAAACGUGCAUCGAGCUGACCCGGGCCAUCGAGGCCGGCGACAUGCAGUCUGCUUCAGUCUUUGCUGCCACUCUAGCCCGUCAGCACGCAGCACUGAAGAUCCAGCCCUCCGUCAAAGACUAUGAAGACACUGAAAUUAACUUGACUGUUGUGGUGGAGGAUUUUUCCACAUCCUGUUGUGUCACUGUGAAAGUUUUCCCACACAUGACUACUGCGUCCUUAAAAGAGCAGAUGUUUCUAGAGUAUGGCUUCCACCCCCGGGUGCAGCGCUGGGUGAUUGGCCAGUGCUUGUGCACCGACCAGCGCUCCCUCGCCUCCUAUGGCGUGCGCCAGGACGGCGACACGGCCUUCCUUUACCUCUUGUCGGCCCGGCACGCUCGCUUGACGCGCCAAGCCCUCCAGCACGAUGAAGAAAGAGCCCUCCUCCUCAGCCCUCCGGCUCUGCCUUCUCCAAACCCUUCAGUUUCUGUUCCUUCUCUGAACGGCCCUGCUUCUCAGGACCAGCGGCCUUACACCACACUUCCCUCCAGACUCCACACCAGCAGCAACUCUGUUGCUUCAGGUGGGCCGGAGAGACAAAACGCAUUUGAGAUCAGGGAUCUCAUCAACCUGGAGAUGCCUCAACUCAGUGAAGCACUCAGCGCCAAGCCAGCCUCGCCUCAGGGUUGGCCAUGUCCUUCUUGCACAUUCAUUAACAAACCGACUCGGCCGGGCUGCGAGAUCUGCAGCACCAACCGCCCCGACAGCUACGUUAUCCCCGGAGGAUACCGACCUGACGCACUGGAGCUCAGACGAAUCCAGCAGGAGAAGGAGGCCAUGAGACAGUAUCAGCAGGUGAGGGAAAACGAGCGGCGGGAGAACUUUGCCCGUCUGGUGAUGAUGGACGGGCAGGACCUGGUGCCGAACCCCGAGCCCGUGGACUGCAGGAUCUGCUAUGUGGACCUGCAGCCAGGAGAGGGUGUGCUACUGAGGGAGUGUCUCCACUGUUUCUGCAAAGAGUGUUUACGCUCGGUGAUCAUGCUGAGCGAGGAGCCAGAGGUGUCCUGUCCCUACAGAGAUGACACGUACUCGUGUGCCCGCUCCCUGCAGGAGAGGGAGAUCAGAGCUCUGGUGCCGGCAGAGGAGUACGAGCGCUGGCUGCAGAGAGGCCUCUCUGUGGCAGAGUCCCGGUGUGAGGGCAGCUAUCACUGCGCAACUCCAGACUGUCUGGGCUGGUGUGUGUAUGAGGACACCGUUAACGUCUUCCACUGCCCUGUCUGUAGGAAACACAACUGCCUCAUCUGCAAGUCUAUCCACGAGGGAAUGAACUGUAAACAAUACCAAGAUGAUCUUGCAGCUCGUGCUAUAAAUGACUCUGCAGCCAGGAGGACCACACAUCUAUUGAAGACUCUUGUGCAGUCGGGGGAGGCCAUGCAUUGUCCGCAGUGUGGCAUCAUCGUGCAGAAGAGGGACGGAUGUGACUGGCUGCGCUGCACCGUCUGUCACACUGAAAUCUGCUGGGUGACCAGAGGGCCCCGCUGGGGGCCGGGGGGACCCGGAGACACGAGCGGAGGAUGCCGCUGCAACGUCAACAAACAGAAGUGUCACCCUAAAUGUCAGAACUGCCACUAAAUGUAAGGAGUGAGCACACUGUUCAUCAGGGUAAAAACUUAAAAAAAAAAAAAAAAAAAAAAACAAAGAAACAAAAACUACCCUUAAUUAACAGGCACAAGAUGAUUAAAAGCUAAUAAUCAAGGUGUGUUUUGGACACAU
Molecule: messenger RNA, 2651 nt
Organism: Salarias fasciatus (jewelled blenny)
Lineage: Eukaryota; Metazoa; Chordata; Actinopteri; Blenniiformes; Blenniidae
Gene: shrprbck1r
Product: sharpin and rbck1 related
Exons: 14
Coding region: 369-2510 (713 amino acids)
Biological process (GO): protein linear polyubiquitination; positive regulation of canonical NF-kappaB signal transduction; proteasome-mediated ubiquitin-dependent protein catabolic process
Cellular component (GO): LUBAC complex
Molecular function (GO): ubiquitin-protein transferase activity; ubiquitin binding
Source: RefSeq, a predicted model, not a curated record